Molecule: messenger RNA, 1359 nt
Organism: Serpula lacrymans var. lacrymans S7.9
Lineage: Eukaryota; Fungi; Basidiomycota; Agaricomycetes; Boletales; Serpulaceae
Exons: 3
Coding region: 368-1180 (270 amino acids)
Molecular function (GO): methyltransferase activity
Source: RefSeq, a predicted model, not a curated record
AUUUGUAUUUUCAGCUUUUACUUGACAGUCGUCAUCGCUCCAAAGAAAUCAACGCUCCUGCGCCACCGACGAGAUAUCCGUUUCGAGCCAUAUUUGGAAAUGCUGGGAAAAUAUGGCUUGAAGUGGACUUCUAGACUCAGGUUGAACUUAUCUUGAGCUUGAGCUCGAGAUUUUGGUCAACGUUGGUGACAAACUCUUCUCUAACUUGGGCAUCGGAUUAACUCGGCCACAUUGUCCAGUCCAGUCAGAUUGAAUCAAUUGAAAGAAAGAACCGAAUCAUAUACUCACGAUCUUUCACCCUUAUAAUAACAGAAUCGACCACUCCAAACAAACCUUGAAUCGUUUAGCUUUAUAAUAUCGUGACAGAAUGACCGACAACCAAACUUAUGUCCAUGGUCAUCACGAAUCCGCUCUCCGCGCUCACUCUUGGCGCACCGUAGCUAACUCUGCUGCGUACCUCCAAGGUUCCCUCAAACCAGACAUGAAAAUCCUUGACAUUGGAUGUGGACCUGGUACUAUCACUGCUGACCUAGCGAGGUUGGUCCCACAAGGUCAUGUCACCGGCAUCGAACCUGUUCCCGAUAUCCUCAACAAAGCACGAGAAACAGCUGCUGAGUUUGGUGUAAGCAACGUCGAUUUCGCAGUGGGCGAUAUCCAUGCACUCGACUACCCAGAUGACACAUUUGACGUCGUACACGCCCACCAAGUCCUCCAGCACAUUCCUCAUCCUGUCAAAGCCUUGCGCGAGAUGCGCCGUGUUACGAAGCCAGGUGGCCUCGUAGCUGCCCGCGAAACUGACUUCAAGGCAAUGACGUGGUACCCGGAAGUCGAAGGGAUGGGAGAUUUCUUUACGCUGUAUGAGAAGGUUGCGCGUUCGUUGGGUGGCGAGCCUAAUGCUGGUCGUAGAGUUCUUUCCUGGGCAUUGGAAGCUGGCUAUGAUCGGAGUAGUAUCACAUGUACCGCUGGUACUUGGUGCUACGCCACCCCGAAGGAACGCGCAUGGUGGGGUGGCCUUUGGGCCGAACGUGUCGUAAGCUCUUCGUUUGCCAAGCACGCCGUCAAUGGCGGUUUCGCUACCGAAGCAGACCUCGAGAAGUAUUCGAAAGUUUGGCAAGAGUGGAGUGGCAAGGAAGAUGGAUGGUUCGCUCUCCUGCAUGGGGAACUCCUUUGCCAAGUCUAAGCGUUUAGUAUCGCUUGAUGCACAGAGCCAUUCGAUCAAAAAAUUUCGGAUCAUGAUACAUAACCGCAACUUCAACAGUUGCUUUACUUGCAGAACGUUACGUGUAUUUGGGGAACCUGGAUGUAUUUAAAUUGUAUACAACAACAGCAUGAGUAGAUUGGACUGAGUUGUUAGAUAAA